Piliocolobus tephrosceles (Ugandan red Colobus) is the source of this 2065-nucleotide messenger RNA. RefSeq names its product dynein regulatory complex subunit 3 (gene DRC3). The coding region runs from base 291 to 1862 and encodes 523 amino acids. Gene Ontology annotation, cellular component: cilium. Gene Ontology annotation, molecular function: protein binding. The transcript has 14 exons. The record is from RefSeq and is a predicted model, not a curated record. NCBI's taxonomy places the organism in Eukaryota, Metazoa, Chordata, Mammalia, Primates, Cercopithecidae.
GUGUUUCCCCACCCGAGAUGUGGUCACGUGAUCUGUCAACUUUCACCCAGGAUGUCUCCCUGCUGACUUCCCCUUAGCAACCAAGUCGCGGCGCUUGGUUCCCCAGCAACCGGGAGACGCGUCAGCUGCGUGGAACCAGUCGCGUUCCCAGCGCUUGGGAAGGAAAAUUCUGGAUCUGUUCUCUGCGACGAGGCUACUCCGUUGACAGUUGUGUAAAACUCUGCUGCUUUCCGCAGCUCCAACCUCUCUGGUCUUCAACAACACUAUCAUCAGGGAAAACGUGGGAGAAGAUGAACCGGCUGUGUGACUCGAUGGAGCCGAGGGUGAUGGACGAUGACAUGCUCAAGCUGGCUGUCGGGGAGCAGGGCCCCCAGGAGGAGGCCGGGCAGCUGGCCAAGCAGGAGGGCAUCCUCUUCAAGGAUGUCCUGUCCCUGCAGCUGGACUUUCAGAACAUCCUCCGCAUAGACAACCUCUGGCAGUUUGAGAACUUGAGGAAGCUGCAGCUGGACAAUAACAUCAUUGAGAAGAUCGAGGGACUGGAGAACCUCACACACCUGGUCUGGCUGGAUCUGUCCUUCAAUAACAUUGAGACCAUUGAAGGGCUGGAUACACUGGUGAACCUGGAGGACCUGAGCUUGUUCAACAACCGGAUCUCUAAGAUCGACUCCCUGGACGCCCUCGUCAAGCUGCAGGUGUUGUCGCUGGGCAACAACCAGAUUGACAACAUGAUGAACAUCAUCUACCUCCGGCGGUUCAAGUGCCUGCGGACGCUCAGCCUCUCUGGGAACCCUAUCUCUGAGGCAGAGGAUUACAAGAUGUUCAUCUGUGCCUACCUUCCUGACCUUGUGUACCUGGACUUCCGGCGCAUUGAUGACCACACAAAAGAGCUUGCAGAGGCUAAGCACCAGUACAGCAUCGAUGAGCUGAAGCACCAGGAGAACCUGAUGCAGGUCCGGCUGGAGGACGAGCAGGCGCGGCAGGAGGAGCUGGAGAAGCACAAGACUGCGUUUGUGGAACACCUGAAUGGCUCCUUCCUGUUUGACAGCAUGUAUGCUGAGGACUCAGAGGGCAACAAGCUGUCCUACCUGCCUGGUGUCAGUGAGCUCCUUGAGGCCUACAAGGACAAGUUUGUCAUCAUCUGCGUGAACAUUUUUGAGUAUGGCCUGAAACAGCAGGAGAAGCGGAAGAUAGAGCUUGACACCUUCAGUGAAUGUGUCCACGAGGCUAUCCAGGAAAACCAGGAGCAGGGCAAACGCAAGAUUGCCCAGUUCGAGGAGAAGCACUUGUCGAGUUUAAGUGCCAUCCGAGAGGAGUCGGAACUGCCCAACGUUGAGAAGAAGAUCCUGGAAUGCAGUGCUGACAUCAGUGAGUUGUUCAAUGAGCUCAUGAUGCUGGAGAUGCAGCUGGUGGAGCAGCUGGAGGAGACUAUAAACAUGUUUGAAAGGAACAUUGUUGACAUGGUGGGACUGUUUAUCGAAAAUGUUCAAAGCCUGAUGGCCCAGUGCCGGGACCUGGAGAACCACCACCACGAGAAGCUCCUGGAGAUCUCUCUCAGCACCCUGGAGAAGAUUGUCAUGGGCGACCUGGACGAGGACCUGCCUGACGACCUGCGCGCGCUUUUUGUCAAUAAAGAUACGAUUGUUAAUGCUGUCGGGGCAUCGCACGACAUCCACCUCCUGAAGAUUGACAAUCGAGAAGGUGAGCUGGUGACCAGAAUCAAUUCCUGGUGUACACGUUUAGUAGACAAGAUUCACAAGGAUGAGAUCAUGAGGAACCGCAAGCGCGUGAAGGAGAUCAAUCAGUACAUCGACCACAUGCAGAGUGAACUGGACAACCUGGAAUAUGGCGACAUCCUAGACUAGAUGAGUGUCAGCCACAGGAGCUUCUUCAAAACAUAGCACCAGCCCCAACCAAGAGAAGGAAGUGCACAUGCCUCACCGAGCACCUCGGGAGAGUUGCUGGGCAUCUCUCCACUACGAUCCCCCACACCAUUCUUGCCCCACCCCUGGAAAAACUUCCAAAAGUAGAGAAAAUAAAGGACUCACGUCACAUUUCCCCUAUUCAU